CCUGCUAAAGAGAUGUGCUCUGCAUGCCUGAAUCCAGUUUAUCCAGUGGAGAAAAUGGUGGCAGAUAAACUAGUCCUACAUACUAACUGUUUCUGCUGCAAACACUGUAAUAAAAAGCUAAGCCUUCACAAUUACUCUGCUCUUUAUGGAGAGUUCUACUGCCCAUCACAUUACUAUCAGUUAUUUAAGAAAAAGGGCAACUAUGAUGAGGGUUUUGGCCAUAGACAACACAAAGACCGCUGGCUUGUUAAAACAGAGGAAUCUGAACCUACUGAAAAGAUAAGCUCAGCACGUAAAACAGAGCCUGCAUGUGUUGAUGUAACUGUAGAUGACCCCGGAAGACCAACAUCUCGACUGCAAAGACACAAAGAUGAUCAAUUUAAAAGUCCUGACAACACAACCAAGCUGAAAAUUAGCUGGCCACCAGAAAACAAGAAGACCAGACAUAGUCCUGUAUCACAAAAUACUUCCUCAGCCUCAAGAAGUACAACAGACUGGUCAAAUCACAGCCAUUCUUCUGCAAGAAGCUCCAGAAAUGCUCUUGAGAAGAAAAGGUCUAAUUCUAGGCUGGAUGAAAUUGACAAACCAGUUCAGCUGUCACCUCGGGUUUAUGAGAAGACAAACACACACGACUCUCCCUUCACAAUAAAAGGUGGGUUUAAAACACCACAUUCAGAGGAUGUCUUUACAUCUCAUCCAAGAGGUUCAAAACCAUUACAGAAGACUGCAGAUAGAGCUGGAACGCAAAGCAGAGUUUCGAAAGGUGGGAAAGUCACAAGCAAAGACUUAAGUUCUGUUACCUCAAGACCAGAUUCUGUGAGAGAAAACACAUUGGCUGAAGAUGGGAAAGCCGAUAGCCCAACAAAAAGAAAGAAGUCUGUCCGGUUUUCUUCUAAUUUAAGUAUAGAUGAGGAAAAUAACACCGAGAUCAGCAGAGAAGAAGUUGAAAGCUCUACUGAUGCUUUUGUUGAACUCCCAGCUGUCAGUGCUGUAGUAACAGCAAAGAAAGAUAUGACAACUUUUGAAGCAGAAAUAGAGGAAUCACCCGAGGAAUGUUUAGUUGACACAACGCACAAUCCAUACGGCCAUAAUUAUGUCGAACAUCCCAAAGCUUUAGAUGGACAAAUGGAAGAUCCUUUCUUUCCGACUACAGGAAUACAGGAAAGUGAAUCAAGAGCAGAUGAGGCAAAUAUGAGUGAGACAGAUACAAUCACAAAUCUUGAUGAACUGCAGGUAAAUGACAUGACAGCAUGUGGUAAAGAAACAUUUAAACCAGGCAGUGAAUCAUUUGAUUUGGAGCAGAUUUCAGAGAUGAAGAAAGAAGUGGUCAUUGAGAGUAACCCUAAGGCUGUAACCUCCAAAAAUCAAGAAUCUAAAGACCCUGACAUGUUGGAUAUGCCUCCAAAAUCUGAUAAUAAAAGCAACACAAAGGUUGCUAACAAAAAAGCCAUGGAAAAAGGGAAUAAAGGGUCUUGGUCUAAAGGUAAAAGCCCUCUUACCAAACUCUUCACAUCUGGUCCAAGUAGCAAAGAGAUAAAAAGUGAGACAAAAACGGAAAGCAAGAAACCCAAUGCCAAACCUAGAAAUUUACUGGGAAGACUCUUUUCGUCUUCUGAAAUCGAUUUAGAAACAAAGAAAACACCAGAAAUCAAAACAGAAACUACAUCUGAAAAGGAGCCAGAGAAACCCAGAGGGACAGAAGAUGACACUGCACUGAUUCAAGAAAAUGUUUCUCUAUCUUCUCCUUUGACUGAGCCAACCUUUCAAAAUACACAUCAAGAGUCUAUAAAACCAACACAAGGCCAACUAAGUGAUACUCCAGAAGAAAUUAAUUCAACCCAGGACCUUGAAAAUCCCAUCCUGUUGCCUGGAAGCUCUGCUGAUGAGACUGUACCAUCAAUAGACCUUGAGUUAGUCGAACAACACAAGCCUGCUUCUGAUGUUUUUGGGGAGAUUGAUAAAAAUGAGGCACUCAUUCCCUCACAAGAACACAUUAAUGUAGAUCUCAUCUCUCCUGACUCUUCAAAACCAUCAGGUCUAGAGGAGAGCCUCAACUCGUUUUUGCCUCAGAAUGAAGAUAUCACUGGUUUCCUUGAUUCAUCUGACACAUUUACAUCUCAAGUUAUGAACCCUAACACCAAUGUCAUGGCUUUUUCAGAAUCAAAUACACAAAGUGGCACAUUGACUGACAUCAUGGAUUUGGAAACGCCAUCAAUGGAAACUCCAUCGGUAGAUAUAGGGAGCUCCUUUAUUCAAGAAGACCCAUUUGGAGAAAAAGCUCAGGGAGAAAGUGGAGAUACGAUAUUAAGCCCUUCUAUGGAUUUCAAUCAAACGACUCUUGAUAUUUUUGGUUCAUCAGAGUCAAACAUUGGUUUUGGAAACACCCUAACUGAAGCCAAUAAAAAUGAAGCCAGUGUUUCCUUAGAAGUGACUGAUGAUCCCUUUGGCAUGAACAAUGCACCAGUCCAAACAAUGGAUAUCUUUGGAGGUGACAAUACACUGAGUGCCUUUGAUCAAUCGUCCACUAAUAAUUUCUUUGAUAUUAUGACAAACAGUGAGACUCAAAGUCAAAACCCUUUUGAGGGAUUUACAGAUAGUACCAAACUGGCACCAAACGGAGUUUUUGACUUCAUAAGUUCUGAAGGUGACCCAUCAACACUAUCAGUUACUUCAAAUGUGUUUGAACAGAAAAGCUCUGACCUUGAACAGGCAAAUCUAUUUCAGAGUGAGGUUAAUAAUGUUCUUGAUAGUAAAGGCAAUCAAUCAACCUCUAACGUGCCUAUUCAAAACCUCCCUGGCCAAGAGCUAAUUGAGUCAUCCCAAAUGGAAGCUUUUGAUUUCUUCAGCUCUGAGAAUGAUGCAUCUACAGCUCCUUUCAGUCACACAAGUGCUGAUCCUUUUCAAAAUGACAUCUUUGCAAGUGCUAUUGACAGCACAGAUACAAAUACAUUCAGUGUGGAAACAACGCAAAGAACUACAAACCCAUUUGAUGAUUUCAUUGGGCUAGAGAAUAACAGGGAAUCUGCAGAGACAAAAGCAAGCAAUUUAUUUCCAGAUGACAUAUUCUCAUCCAUUCCAGCACAGGACAUGUCCACCAUGCAAGAUCCAACAAACGCUGACACAAAUGCUGUGCCACCACAGAAGUCUGAAAAUGACUGGAUGUCUGACUUUUUGGGGUAGUCUCGUUGCCAUUGUUCAUAACACAGAAAAACUUUCAGAUCUUACAAUUAAAUAAGCAGGUAUAUUGAUUUGCCUUUGGAGUACUAUUCUGUAUAAUGCACAAAUUUUAUUACUGAUAUUUGAUUGAUUAAUUAAUCAAUGUAUAUAAGUUAAAAUACCCGGAUAUAAUCUGGAGUUACUUUUUUAGAUCUGAAUAAUUAAUUGGUGUAUACUAACACAAUACAACUAAUGUAGUGUUACUAUUUGACAAUUACUUAAUUACUUAAUUACUUGGUUAAAUCAGACUAGACUUUUUUACUUUUACUGUAUUAAUCAUUGAUAUUUUUUAUGACUGAUAAUUCUGUGACAUAGAGGAAGAAUAAAACUGAUUUAUUUAGCAAAGUUUACUUCAAUAAUCCAUAUAAUCUUUGUAUAAUCCACAAAAAUGUGUGCAAGAAAAGUAAAUAACUUCCAUGUUAAUAUUGAUCAUGAACCAAUGUAAUGACCAUGUUCAGCCAAGAAAAAAAAACUGGGUCAUAACAAAUAAAACAAUAAUUCAAAUGA
Messenger RNA from Labeo rohita (rohu), 3723 nucleotides. Its product is annotated as epidermal growth factor receptor substrate 15 homolog. The coding region runs from base 13 to 3180 and encodes 1055 amino acids. Gene Ontology annotation, biological process: actin filament bundle assembly. Gene Ontology annotation, molecular function: actin filament binding. The record is from RefSeq and is a predicted model, not a curated record. NCBI's taxonomy places the organism in Eukaryota, Metazoa, Chordata, Actinopteri, Cypriniformes, Cyprinidae. The transcript is spliced from 2 exons. Gene Ontology annotation, cellular component: plasma membrane; actin cytoskeleton.